Molecule: messenger RNA, 1779 nt
Organism: Cyclocybe aegerita
Lineage: Eukaryota; Fungi; Basidiomycota; Agaricomycetes; Agaricales; Hemipholiotaceae
Source: the annotation of a GenBank genome assembly
AUGAAUCGACCACGAAAUGGCCCUUUCCCAAGCCAGAAUCCGUCAACCACGAGCCUUUUACCAAACAACAAUCGACCCUCUGUGGCAAGCAACGCGUUUAGCAACACCGACAAAGGCAUGCGAGCAUCGACGGGUCAUCCUCCCUCUCUGUCGGACAAGUACUCGCUCUCUCCUUCUCCGGCGUCAUGGGGCAUGCCGUUGCAUAUGUCCGUGAGUGAGCCCGACGACUUCCUCCACAACCCCGAUCCCCGUCGCGAUAGAAGCAAUGAUAGAGGGGGAAACAUCUUUACCAUGCGUGGCCUGGCGAAUCUAGGGUGUCUUUCACUCCUAAUCCUCGCAUUAGUGAUGCUUUUUGCUGGCUAUCCAUUACUAACCCACUUCACGGAAAAGCAACCGACGACCCAAGGCGGAUUUAACCUCGGAGGAAUCAACGCUUCAGGACAGAUACCUGACCUUCCAGGCAACUUCGAGCUUAUCGAUAGGGAUACGCCUAAGUCAGCCUAUACCUACAAGUCUUACAUGGAUGAUGAGGAGCUGGUCCUCGUUUUCUCCGACGAGUUCAACCAGGAAGGACGGUCUUUCUAUCCUGGUGACGAUCCGUUUUGGGAGGCCGUUGACCUGCAUUACUGGGGUACUCACGACUUGGAGUGGUAUGACCCAAGUCAAGCGUCGACGAAGGACGGCUACCUGCAACUGAGACUGGACCGAAUCGAUGACAUCUCUCAAAACCAUAAUAUGAGUUAUCGGUCUGGCAUGAUUCAAACCUGGAACAAGUUCUGUUUCACUGGCGGUCUGCUUCUCGCUAACGUUCAGCUGCCCGGCUCGAGCGAUGUUAGUGGCUUCUGGCCUGCCGUCUGGAGUAUGGGUAACCUAGGACGAGCUGGAUUCGGUGCAAGUGUCGAGGGCCUGUGGCCUUACAGCUAUGAAGCCUGUGACGUCGGCACCCUUCCCAAUCAGACCUACCCUGGAGAGAGGCGUCCAGCAGCAGCCCUGGUCAAUGGCGACGGACAAGCGAAUGGCGAGCUAUCUUACUUGCCCGGCCAACGCCUUUCUGCCUGCACGUGCCCUGGCGAGUCGCAUCCUGGCCCCGUCCGCAAGAACGGCGAGUACGUCGGUCGUGCCGCGCCUGAAAUUGAUGUUUUGGAAGCCACUGUCACCGACGGCACUGGUCAUGUCUCGCUCUCAGCUCAGUUUGCGCCUUUCAACGCUGGCUAUAACUACGUGUUCAAUAAUGACACCGCUAAGAUCUAUGAUCCUGCUCGAACUACGAAGAACACUUACCUGGGAGGUCGCUACCAACAAACAACAAGUGGUCUUGGUUUGACGAAUCCUGACUGCUACCAAUACCCUGGCACAUGUCUUGCCCUCUUUGGAUUCGAGUAUAAGCCUGGCUUCGACGACGCCUAUAUCACCUGGAUCAACGAAGUCGCUGCCUGGACCGUUUACUCAUCGGCACUGGUAGCUGAUCCCUUGGUUGAAAUUGACAAACGCCCGAUCCCGAAGGAACCUAUGUAUAUUAUCACCAAUUUGGGCAUGUCAGAAGGCUUCGGCGACGUCGAUGUUGCGAAUCUGCGGUUCCCUGGUAUAAUGCUGGUGGACUAUAUCCGAGUAUAUCAACGCAAGGGAGAGAUCAACAUCGGCUGCGACCCUCCAGAGUUCCCUACUGCCAAGUAUAUCGAGACGUACAAGGAGGCGUACACGAACAACAAUCUCACAAUCUGGUCCCAGUACGGCGAGCCGUGGCCCAAGAACAGGCUGAUGCCUGGCGGCUGCGACUAG